AUGCUCGUCCGUUGGUUGGCGCUGGCUACAGCCCUCACCUCCGUGGCACAAUGCGAGUUCUUGUCUGAGCUUCAUGCUUGUCCAGAUGUUUGUCAUGCGGCGACCGAUUCAUCCGGCUGGACAUUGUAUAAUCGAGUGGACCGACUCAAUGCAUGCAACGAGACAAUGCUUCUCGAAUUCGCAUUGCACAGCCCGCUUGCCAAUUCCGAAACACCCAGGUUGUUUGCAUGCACACCCGACAGUACUGCAGAUCCCAAACAGAAAAUCACAUCUGUAACUUGUGACUCUGGCAGUGAAUUUGAUGCCUCCCCUGACCUGGUAUGGUCUGGAGAUGUUGCCUCGGAGAAGUCGGAUACAGCCAUCUCGCUUGUAGAGACGAUGCACGAGCAAUUGCAAAAAGAUUCCGACCGUGGUACCACUCUCAAAUUUGGCUAUUUACAAAAGGCUAUUGUUGGUGUCUAUGCUGGUGGAGAGAUUCAACCUCAGAGCUUCGCCGAUGAGUUCUUUCCCAAAUUUAUCUCCUAUCUGAAGGACACCCAAGUUCCUCAACGGCUUGCCCUUCAACACUGCGCUACAGACGCAAAACAUAUAGUUGGAAUCGUCAUUGACACAACGGGUGAUCUAGCUGGCGUGCAAGAUGUGGUCAAGGGCUGGAGCCUUGCAGACUGUUCCUCUGACUGGGAGCACAAAAAGGAAGGUUGGAGUCAGAUGACUCUCCAAACUUCCCAAAAGCUACACAAACGCCAAGUGAAGUCACCAGCCAUUGCUGCGCGAGACACCUGUGAAUAUAUCGAGGUCUUUGCUGGGAAUACAUGUGGGGUACUGGCGAAAAAGUGUGGCAUCAGCGGAGCUGAUCUGACCAAGUUCAAUCCUAAAAAAGACCUCUGUUCAACUUUGAAGCCAGGACAAGUGAUAUGCUGCUCCAAGGGCAACGCUCCCGAUCUCAGACCACAACCGAAGCCAGAUGGUACCUGUUUCACCUACAAAACCAUUCACGAUGAUACCUGCGAUAAGAUUGCUGCCGCCAACCGAAUCACCGUCAAAGAUAUCAUGGCGUUCAAUAAGGAGACAUGGGGCUGGGCGGGCUGCGGCGAUGAGCUAGGAUCUAGCCAGGUUCUAUGUCUCAGCCUAGGCGAGCCCCCAAUGCCCGCAGAGGUCUCUAAUGCUGUAUGUGGUCCCCAAGUACCUGGAACCAAAAGACCCACUGGCAGCACCAAGCUAGCAGAUUUAAAUCCCUGUAAGCUGAACGCCUGUUGCAAUAUCUGGGGACAGUGUGGUAUCACGGAUGAUUUCUGCAUUGAAUCUAAUUCAACCACUGGUGCGCCUGGAACUGCCGCUAAGGGUAAAUCCGGCUGUAUUUCCAAUUGCGGGAAUAAGCCAAAGGCAGGUAACCUCCCCUUGGAGGAUUUCAGAAGCGUCGUUUAUUAUGAGGCAUGGAGCACCACCCGACCUUGCAUGAACCUGAAUGUUGCGGACGUUCAGAAGAAAGGAGACCCAAAGUAUAUUCAUUUCGCCUUUGCCAAUAUCACAGCAGAUAUGGAAGUUGACAUCUCUGAUGUCGAAGCCCCAUUCAACACCUUUGCGGGGUUGAAAGAAGGAGGCAAGCGCAUCCUCUCUUUUGGUGGAUGGGCCUUUUCCACUGCACCCGAAACAUUUCCCAUCUUCCGCCAGGCUGUCACGGACGCUCAGCGGCAGAAGUUUGCGGACAACGUUGUCGCAUUCCUGAAGCUGCACGAUCUUGACGGCUUGGACUUUGACUGGGAAUAUCCUGGAGCUCCAGACAUUCCCGACAUCCCAGAGGGCAGCCCCGAGGAUGGAGCAAACUACAUCAAGUUCUUAAAAAUGGUCAGGGACCAGCUGCCAGAGGGUAAGACGCUAUCUGUCGCGAUGCCAGCUUCGUAUUGGUACCUCCGUGGAUUCCAUCCCAUCACCGAGUUCGAAAAGGUCCUUGACUACGUCAUCUACAUGACCUACGAUCUCCACGGACAAUGGGACUAUGACAACCCCUGGGCUGUAGAGGGGUGCCCAGCUGGAAACUGCCUCCGAUCCCAUGUCAAUAUCACAGAGACGAAGUUGUCUAUGAGUAUGCUCCAAAAAGCGGGUAUGCCCGCCGAGAAGAUCGUCAUUGGUAUCGCCAGCUAUGGUCGAUCAUUCAAGAUGACCAAGGAAGGCUGUUCAGGCCCCAUGUGCACAUUCACAGGCCCCAAAUCCGGUGCUCGGAAGGGCCGCUGUACCGACACAGCAGGAUAUAUUGGCACGGCAGAAAUCAAUGAGAUCAUUGAUACCAACCCAGACGUUGAGCAUACCUUUGAUGAAGAUUCGUAUUCGGAUAUCAUUGUUUAUAACAAGACUGAAUACGUGGCAUACAUGAGCAGGGAUCGAAAAGCAGAAUGGGAAGGCAUGGUCAUUGGCUUUGGCUGGGGUGGAGUGAGCGACUGGGCCGUCGAUUUGAUGGAUAUGUACACCCAAGCCUCCGACGAGGAGAUCGAGGUGAAAUAUUGCGGCGACAGUUUCGAUACACUGGAUGACUUGGCCAAGGCCGGUGACGACGUUCCACACCUCUGUGUCAAUAUCUACGCGUUGGGUAUUAUGAGCAAAAACUUCAAGUCGGCGAUGUCAGCGUACAACGAUCUCAUCGAUGAUGGUUACGAUGACAAGUUCGAGGUAUACGAGAGAUAUGUCAACGAAACUAUGUACGACGAGAUUAAAGAGUACAUGACAAGCCAUGCCGAAGACCGCUUCCAUUGCCUCAAUAACGAUGAGGACGACAAGCCGGUCUCCUGCCCAACCUCUAUACCCACCGAUCGGAUCGAUGCGCCAGACAGAAUCACCUAUGUUCUGGAUGACCAGAAGGGAUUUUACAAAGACAUGAUGGACAAGUAUGGAGUUGAUAAAUCCUGGAUCAAGUUCGGUGACCUGUGGGUGUAUGUUGACCCCGGCUGCCGCCCUCUGGAUGGGAACGUGACAAGCUGUGAGCGAUACUGGCACGGCUGGCCACUACGAGACAACGAGCAUAUGAGGGUUCCAAACCCCAAAGAGACAAUUUCAGGGGCAAUGAAGAACCUCACAGACUUUGGCAAUCAGCUUGACGAGUCGGCAUAUGACGCAAGCGCGUUCCUCUACACUGAAGAUAUCUCAGAUGCGCUCGAAGCAUCUGAGAUGCCCGUUUUCAUGGUUGAAUCUGCUGUUGAGCAGAUGAAAAAGGUCAUGGAAACCGCAGACAAGAUUACAGCGGAAUACAAGAAAUCCAUGAUCGUCAACUUCGCAGCUGCGUUUUUGAUGUUGGUCCCUGCGGCGGGUGAAACCAUCGGAGCUUUGGGACUGGCCACCAUUGGUAGGGUUGUUAUGCUUGCAGGGGAAGUUGGAAAUGCAGCAUUCGGUGUGUAUGGGAUUGUCGAGGACCCCGAAAGUGCUAUUUUCUCGAUCUUCGGUGCACUGAUUGGGGUCAGGGGAGAGAUGGGCUUUGCACGCGCUGCUGAGUCGAGACGGGGAAUGUCAGAGAAGGAAACUUCUGCGCUUGGAAAGUUUGUCCAAGGGCGCAUGGAUAGUGCAAAAUCAGUGCAGGCAAGGUCUUGCAAGGUAUAG
Messenger RNA from Penicillium griseofulvum, 3585 nucleotides. Its product is annotated as Glycoside hydrolase, superfamily. The record is from RefSeq and is a predicted model, not a curated record. Bases 1 to 3585 code for a protein of 1194 amino acids. Lineage: Eukaryota; Fungi; Ascomycota; Eurotiomycetes; Eurotiales; Aspergillaceae. Gene Ontology annotation, molecular function: chitin binding; hydrolase activity, hydrolyzing O-glycosyl compounds. The transcript has a single exon. Gene Ontology annotation, biological process: carbohydrate metabolic process.